GGCAGCGCGUGCGCAGGAAGGUAGUUUUUAAUUGAGAAGAAGCGGCUGCCCCAGUGUGUCCCCAUUAUGGGGGUGACUUUAACCCGUUAUAACUGAGGGACAGUAGUAUCCCUCCCAGCUCGCCGUCUGUCUGAGGGAAGCGGCCGGCGAGUGUGGGCACUGAGUGUCAGGCCCAGGCCCAACCGGCGGCCACCCCCGCCCCCUCAGCCGGUUGAAAGCAGCGGCCUCCGCGGAGUGUGUCGGGCGCCUCGGGGCUGUGCUCGCUCUCGGCAAUGAAGGCUGUGUCUUUAUUCCCGGGGAGCGGCACUAACUGGCCUGGCCUGGCCUGUGCUGACAGGAUGGAGCUGAGCCAAGCCGCUUGGCAUCAGCAUGAAUAACUUGGAAUGAAAUGCAGGAGUUGUUAAAACAAGUACUGAGUCGAUUACAAUUACUUGAGGAAGGCCACUUCAGUCUACCAGAGACAAGAUACCUAAAAGCAUCAUUCAAUGCCCAACUCUGUGGAACAUCAGCCACCAAAGCCCACUGGAAAAAUAAAAAGUAUCAAUGUAAUUGAUGAGCUUGCUGCUGGUGAUUCACCAGGAACGUCUAAUUCAAAUCUUUUCUCCUGUUAUGGUACUCCCUCUUUCAGCCGAAAUUCUAGUGCAACAGGACAUGGCCCGUGGAUGUUUCCCGUGGUUAGGGCGCGGGAAGUGUUUUACAAUGUCUGCUCGGAUUAUGGCUUGCUGAGUAAGGCAAGCAUUAUUGCCAAUACACCAUGUACUUCCAGUGAUCCUACUCCAGUAAGAGAUGGAACUUCUUCAACUGAUUGUCCAGCACAUCAUUCAAGUUAUGACGUUGAUGCUCCGGAUGUAACCCAUAGAGGUAGCUUAAAGAAACAAGUUGCAAAAAAGAUGAAACCAUUGGAAAACCAUAACAAAAAAUACAAUGAUUCCUCUCUGUAUACAGUUCUGGAAGAAAUGAAACAGCGCAAAGUUUUAGAUCUUAGGAGAUGGUAUUGCAUCAGUCGUCCACAGUACAAGACUUCAUGUGGAAUCUCCUCUUUAGUUUCAUGCUGGAAUUAUUUAUUUAGUACAUGUGGAACAGGAAGUCUUCCACCAAUUACCCAGGAGGAAGCAUUGCAUAUCUUGGGUUUCCAGCAACCCUAUGAAGAUAUCAGAUUUGGGCCCUUUACAGGAAAUGCAACACUAAUGAGAUGGUUCAGACAGCUGAAUGAGCAUUUUCACAUGAGAGGCUGUUCGUAUGUUCUGUACAAGCCACAUGGGAAAAAUAGAACAGCUGGAGAAACUGCUGAAGGGGCUUUAAUGAAGUUAACACAAGGACUGAAGGAUGAGUCAAUGGCUUUCAUCUAUCAUUGCCAAAAUCAUUACUUCUGUCCUAUUGGAUUUGAGGCUACCCCUUUAAAGGCAUCCAAAGCAUUUCGGCAUUUUGUUUUGCCUUUUGCUUACAGAGGGAAGCUGCCCCUUGAUGAAAUGGAGUUUUGGAUUUUAAUAGGUGAACCAAGUAAGAAACAUCCAGCCAUUCACUGCAAAAAGUGGGCAGACAUAGUCUUAGAUCUCAACACUCAGAAUCCUGAGUACCUUGAUAUUCGGAAUCCUGAAAAAGGUAUACAAUGUAGAAAAACAAAAAAGGUUGGUGGAAACUUGCAUUGCAUAAUAGCGUUCCAAAAAUUGAACUGGCAAAAAUUAAGCACGUGGAUGAUGAGCAUUGGAAAUUUCCGGUGCGAAACACGUUCAAAGGUAUCAGACUGCAAGACCAGUAAAUCUGCCCUUUGUUUGGAAAGAGUUUUAAAUGAUCAUCAUGAACCAUCAGUGAAUGACAGUGAUGUAUUUCAGCAAGCAUCUGAAUGGAAGCAGGUCACAGGUCCAUACGAUUACAGAGAUGGUGGAUCUCCUGAAAGUGACACUGAAGAAGAAAGUAUUGAAUGAAUUUAAGUGUAUAGUUGAAUGUACUUAAUGUAUGAAAAGGUGUGACAUAAAAUGACUUGGGCAUGUUUUAAACUCAGAUUUAAGUAGGUACAAGUGUAAAGCAUGGUCUGGAAAAAUGUCAAAAAGGUGUUUCAGAACCUGAAGUUGAAAACUUAUAAUUGUGUAAUAAACAAUUCAUAGGCCGGUCUGUAUACAGAACUGUUGUGUAAAUGUCGGGAUUAAUUAGUGUAAGCAUAGUGAGGUAUUGUUAAAGACAAAUCCUGUUUUUAUUUUCCAUUUUUCAAAUAGUCUUUUUUUAAGAGGAAGGAGUUCGAAACCAUUGUAAAGAAAAAUAGAUGUAUCUCC
Molecule: messenger RNA, 2270 nt
Organism: Hemiscyllium ocellatum (epaulette shark)
Lineage: Eukaryota; Metazoa; Chordata; Chondrichthyes; Orectolobiformes; Hemiscylliidae
Product: basic immunoglobulin-like variable motif-containing protein
Exons: 10
Coding region: 486-1925 (479 amino acids)
Biological process (GO): nucleotide-excision repair
Cellular component (GO): nucleus
Molecular function (GO): single-stranded DNA binding; DNA endonuclease activity
Source: RefSeq, a predicted model, not a curated record